This is a messenger RNA of Kwoniella botswanensis, 576 nucleotides long. RefSeq lists its product as uncharacterized. The record is from RefSeq and is a predicted model, not a curated record. Bases 1 to 576 code for a protein of 191 amino acids. NCBI's taxonomy places the organism in Eukaryota, Fungi, Basidiomycota, Tremellomycetes, Tremellales, Cryptococcaceae. The transcript has a single exon.
AUGUUCUCUCUCCUCACUUUCACUCUCCUCAUGUUCUCUUCCUUACUUACUCUGAGCUCAGCCAAAUACGUUGAUCUAGUCUCUCCCUCUGAGCAAGACCUCGCCGCUCAACUUGAUCAAUACGCCUUAACUCACCAUCAAGAAGUAUACCACUUCAUCGCUAAGACCUACGACGAUAGGAUCGUCAUUCAAAUUCGAUUCGAGAACGAUACAGUAGGUUUUGAAGGAUAUUUCACCGAGACGCCUCAACUUCUCGAGGAUUUAGAACUCGUCCAGAAAAACAUAUAUGAUGCAACGGUCCAAGCAGGUUUAGAUGAUUUUUCGGAGCAAGCUGUAUCGAUCGAUACUCUCAAAGCAUAUAGGUACGGUACACCUCCGGAAGGACAUCAAGAAAGCAAGCGAGUACUUUGUAGACCCUGUAGAGAGUGUUUGAGAAAUGUACAUGGCUUGUUGCAGAAGAAGGCAUCAAGGUGUGGUCAGUUUUGCAGUGUUGGUGCGAAUUGCAUCACUCAGGGUUGCAUGAGAUGUUAUUAUACGGGCGGUGAAUGUAGAUGGCAAAAGUCUUGUCAGAUCUAA